Symbiodinium sp. CCMP2592 is the source of this 5070-nucleotide messenger RNA. Lineage: Eukaryota; Dinophyceae; Suessiales; Symbiodiniaceae. The record is from the annotation of a GenBank genome assembly.
AUGGUGCUCGAGCCGGAGAAUCUCAACGCACAAUGCUUUGAUGACCUUUGCGCUACCUCUGGGCUCUGGCAUACUGGCAUCACUGCAGCCGACGGGUCACCCCUGAGAACCUGGCGGUCACCUCACGGUUUCCCGACUUGCCUCGACUAUUUUGGGGUCCCGGAGUCAUGGCAAAGCGGGCUUAGCAGACUUCGUACUGUGGACUUUCUUGAUCUGCAUGCGGAAAUCGAUCACUGGCCGCUUGUUGUUGACGUUGAGGUCUCUGCGCUUCCUCCGCCUCCCCGAGCAAAGACACCGGACACAGAGCUCAUGCUCACAACGGAGGGCAGGUCUGUCAUACACAACAUCAUGCAGCAGGUGCCCCCUAUUCCUUGGGCGAUGGAUGCCAACGAUCACCUAGCCUGUUUGAAUAGCUAUUUUCAGCGUGCUAUCAAGCAACACUUCGGGGUUGCCCGGUCACGGCCCCGGUGUCCCUACCUGACUCAGGACACGUGGUUGCUCUUGGCACACCGCCGGCAUCUGCGCCGCACUCAUAGGCGGCGGGCGACCCUCCACCUCAGGGAAGUCCUACAUGCCACUUUUCGGGCAUGGGCUGCAGCGCCGCGUGGCAGCGCCGCAGAUGACUUUGGAGCGCGCUUUGCUGCCCUGCGUCUUCGGAAUGACUGCUGGGCCUUCUUGCACAUGCGGCGCAUGCGCGGCACCUCGAAGAAAAUUCGGGCUUCGUUUCGCACGGAUGCAGCAAACUUCGCUAGAGAAAACAUGCGAGCCGCACGUGGUGCUGGCCCGGCAGAGCUUGCCCGACUCCUCCGCUCUGUCCUGAAGUCUGGCCGUGCAUACAAACCUCCUAGGGUCGCUGUUGUCUUACAGGGCGCCGAGGGAGAGAUCUGGGACGAGGAGGAAGUUGCAGCGAAGUUCAGUGAACACUUUGGCAAGGCUGAACAAGCAACUCCCAAGCAGCUUGCCGAGCUCGCCAAUGACUCCCUCGUUGUCGUGCCGGACCAGCCAGUACCUGUCGAGGCACUACCUUCUCUGGCCCAUAUCACCCGAGCUUUUGCAGGGCUGAAGCCCCGCCGUGCUAGCGGUAUCUCCCGCAUAUCGCCUGCUUUCUAUAGCUCCGACCCGUUGGGUGCUGCUCUCGCCCACCUCCCACUGCUUCUUAAAGCUUCACUCCGUGGUACUGUUCCGUGCCUAUGGAAGGGAAGCGUCGCGAGGCCCCUCGCCAAACCGGGUAAAAACCCCAGGAGCACCACGGGGUACCGCAGUAUAGCCCUGCAAGAACCCGCAGCGAAGGCACUGCAAAAGGCUUUUAGACCGGAGAUCGCGCGGGGUUUCGAAGCGCACACGCUUGCUUCAACUGGUGGGGCAAGAAAGGGUAUUCCGUUGACCCUCCCGGCCCUGACCAUCCAGUCACACAUCCAGCUUGCAGCGAGGCGUGGAGUUUCCGCCUCUGUCAUUUUCCUGGAUGGCAUUUCCGCCUUUUACAGCGUUGAGAGACUCCCGCUGUUCUCUGCUGACAGAGGGGCGCUGGAGCGCGCACUUUGGGCCCUUCCGGUUGAGCAAUUGGUGGUUCAAACCUUCCUCCAGCAUCUUCCCCCUCAAGGGGUGCUUUCGGCCCUCGGUGUUUCCCGGCCUUCGCAGCAUGUGCUCCAGCAAUUCCUUACCGAUACGUGGUUUACCACUUUCCCCACCUCGCCUGUGGUACAAUCCACGCAGGUUGGAACGGUGCCUGGGGCCCCCCUUGCUGACCUUCUCUUCCAGGCGAUUGCCCUCGCAGCGCUGCAAACAAUUGAGGAGCUCAUGCGAUCAGAGAGGCUUGCUGCGGCCAUCCACAUUGGCCACAACCACGUCACGGCCGAGCCCACCACGUGGCUGGAUGACUUGGCUCUCCUGGUGGAAUCCUCGCGGCCAGCUGAGCUUGGUGCGGCGACUGCCAGGGCAGCUUCGCUGGCUCAACAGUGUUUGCUGCUCAUUGGAGUGCGCACAAAUUUCGAGCCGGGCAAGACAGAGGCUCUACUUGUGCAUAGGGGACGGGGCAGCCGAGCCGCUAAGCACGCUGUUUUCAUCGAGGGCGGGGUCUUCUGCAUUAAAAGCUCCAGUGUUUCGCUGGCUUUGACGGGCCUGCAUCGCUUGACCUCUGCGCAUUUCAAGCAGAAGCAGUACCAGAAGGAGCAAAAGUCGGAAGCACUUCCGACUGGGAAGGAGGACAGUCACCAUGCACCGGCGAGUCCUCACCACGAUUACAUCACUUGGCGACUGAGUCCACUUCUGAAGUUCUACCCGGACCGCAUUCCGGUCUACAUGUGGCGGCGCGGAUCGGGGUGUGCCCUCUUCAUGAUCGCCACGGUCCUCGCCGCCGUCCUGUGUGCAGCGGAUCUAACGAACUGGAGAGCGAUCGUCCUCAGCAUCUCAAGCGCCCUGGGCUCGUGGCAGGAGUUCACAUGCGUGGACAAGAAGCUUCAGCGAGAGGGCACGGUGCUGGCCACACUCCACAACCUGAUGCUGUGGUGCCAGCCUCUUCCCGACGUGGACAAGGAGUUCGGACGCCUGAAGCUGAACUGCCACAAGACGCCCGUGAAGGAGUGCCGAUACCUGAAGCCGAAGUGCCACAAGAGGCCCCUGAAGGAGUUCGGACGCCUGAUGCUGAAGCACCGCAAGACGCCGCCGAAGGAGUUGCCUGCGGAGACGCUGGACGCGGUGCCGGCCAGUGUGGAUGACUUCCGAGGCUGGCUGAAGACAUGGAUGGCACGCCAUGGUUUCCCGAAGGCGUACCUCAGCAAGGUCCAGGUGGCGGACUCGACAGGCAACGCCUUCGCCUCUUGUCGGUGCAAGGACCAAGCCAAGUUACGCCAUGCAGAGCGCGUGAAGCAUCUAGUGCCACUGCGCGCGCUCGCACAGCUGCUCUCGGAAGGCGUGCCCAACGAGGAAAUGCCAGAUGAGGCACAGCUGGCCAAAGCACACAGACGGUGCAUCACGGCCAAAGGCAGCAAGCGCAAGAUAGACGCCACUUCUGGUGACCUCCCGGCCUGGCUGGAGUUCUUGGAAAUGCAGUUCUCAUUACGGGAAGCAAAAAGUGGCCAUGAGCUCAAGUACUGGGCUGCUGAGCUGCGGGAAGACGACAGCUUCCUUCCUUUGAGUGCCCUUGUGCAAUUGGCACAGGCGGACGAGAAGGUGACCCCGGGAACUGCUGUCAUGCGGAGUGACAAAAUGAUGGAUAUGGCUGCCCUGGUGCUGAGGACGUGCCCGCCGGUGCUCCUCUGCGAUGUCACCUACAAGAUCAGCAGCAGUGGCUGGGGGCUGGCGCUUUUUGCGCUUGCCUCUCAGCAUCUGGAUGCACACACCGCGUGGCCGGCCUCGCAGGCCGUCGUCCUCGGAGCUGCCUGGGUUCCCAAGGAGAACUACACCAGCUGGCUCGCAGCUCUGGCAACAGUGUACCGGAUCUACCUCCCCUUGCGCUUGCAUGAGAAGGUCCGUGUGGUUAUGUUCGAUGGAACAACUGGAGGCGAAAAGGCGGUCAAGUUUCUCCUGCCGGACGUGCUGCUGGCCAGGGACGUGCGCCACGUGCAGGCCAACGUCAAGAAGCACAGUGCGUCAUCAUCCUCCACGCCACUGGCUGUGCGGGACUACUUGGCAUCCCAGGUGCUCUUCAGUGCCGCCCUGCCUACGCAAACGCUCUUCACGAUUCUCUGGGAUGAGGUACUCAAUUCCUUGUGCGGACGACCAGACAUGCAAGCAUAUCUGAGCCAGCACGUUCUGCAACGCCACGCCACGAAGGAUGUUUGGGAGGCGCCCUGGUGGGCUGGAUUUGGCAGUGGCCUCAAGGGUGGCUUCACCACCCUGACUUCCUUUCAGGCCCUGGAGCGCAUGAACCAGACCCUGAAGUCGUCCUUGCCCUCCAAUUUCCAUCUGCUGUCUAUUCAGGAUGUCAGUGAACGCAUCGAGAGACUCUACAGCACCUGGUGUCGACCCAGGAAAGGCUUCCAAGCCAUCUACCGGAAGCGCCGUUGGAUUGAUCCUGCGACUGGCGACAUCCAGCCAGGUCAGAUCGCUCCGCGGCUCGAGGCUUUGGUUUACUCUUGUGCGGCUCCUAGAAGGCAAAGCAAGCAAGAUCAGUUGACUGACCCUGACAAGGUCGUGCCACGCUUCGUGAAUGGAGAUUGGUUGCAGACUGAGAGAAUGCCUUGGGAGGGCAAGCGUCAGUGGAAGGUGCCAACCGCUGCGCGCUACCUGGAGUAUGCGCCGUCCAACUACAUGACCAAGGAGAUACAGGAGUUUGGCGGGAUGCGGGUUCGGUCCGUAACCUUGAUGCCCUUCGACAGCCCUGACUGGCAUAUCGACCCCGACACCUUCCAAGCCAUGUGCGGCUUGGUUCUGGCCGAGUCCGUGGAGCAAGCCCUGACCUUUCUUGCCAAGUUGGGGGCCGUGAGGAAGGAUGGCAGGGUGAGCUUGUACCACUUUCACUCGCUCAUGACCAACCUGUGCCUGGUUUUCCAGACUGGUCGAAUCUAUGCCCGGUGCGGCUCCUGUCCCCAUGAGCUCUUCACCCGUUGGCGGCUAGGGGAUCAGCGAGUGGUGGUUGCUCGUAUGGCGCAGUUUGUGCGGGCGAAUGCUCCUGUUGACAUCGUCCAUGCCAACGAGGUUCUCCGGCAAGAGAUACUCGUCCGCCAGCUUCCGCGAAGAUCGGCUUGGCUUACGCUUGCCAAGAUUCAGGAGAGGCUUCAGCGACUGCGGGAGCGCAGACAGCAAAAAAAGAAGGAGCGUGAGCAGCAGCUUCUCAAGCUCUACGAAGAUCAGGACCUCUUGGGGCUCGUGAAGACUCCAGACACAGAGGGCGUGUUGCGCGACAAAGCCUUGGCAGACGCGAAGGGGAUGCUGGGGAAAAACUUCGUCAAGCAGCUGCAGGCGCUGCACAGCAUGAUCUUCUUGAAGACUACGCUCAAGGAAGCCAAGUCUAUGAAGGCGACCGAGCUCGUGGUCACGCUGAGCAAGUCGAAAGGACCGGUGGCUGAAGCAGCCAAAAUUCUGGUGAAUGCUUGGAAAAGCGAGCUUGCAGCUGGCGACAAAUCGACGUAG